Manihot esculenta (cassava) is the source of this 1608-nucleotide messenger RNA. RefSeq names its product TLC domain-containing protein 4. The coding region runs from base 664 to 1461 and encodes 265 amino acids. The transcript has 9 exons. Gene Ontology annotation, biological process: lipid homeostasis. The record is from RefSeq and is a predicted model, not a curated record. Lineage: Eukaryota; Viridiplantae; Streptophyta; Magnoliopsida; Malpighiales; Euphorbiaceae. Gene Ontology annotation, cellular component: membrane; endoplasmic reticulum.
CUAUUGCAGCAAUGCCGUUUCACCAUGCAUCGUCACAGUCGCUCAGAGCAUGUCAAGCGAAGCACAAGCCGGUGAGAAAUAAAGCCAACAAAAAGCAAUCACAACAAAACAACUAAAAAUAGAAGAAAAGUCAACAUGCAAGAACGAAGGCCCUGAGAAUAAUCAUCAAAACUCCAAUCAAAAUACCAGCUAGAGAGAUUCACGAUAGACCUUAGCCCAAAACAACCUAGUAAAUGCAUCGGUGCGUACUAAGUUGCCAACAAGAUGCGAUCAAGAGCCUUCCACCAAAUUGCCAAAUAAAAGAUUAGAAUACCUUCCCGGUCCAGCAAAGAAACUCCCUUCUAAAUACACAUAUCUCUUUCUCGUUAAGCGGAGGACACGUGUGAGGUUCCAAACCUUGUCCUGACGCUGACCAGUCCAGUCCUCUUUGGCCUCAUCGAAGAACCGGAUUGGAAUUUGAGUUUCUAGACUCAAACGAAAGUCGCCCCUUUUGAUUUUCGAUAAUAGUAGUGACAACAGCCUCUAACCCGUCUACGCACACUUCUGCUUCAUUGGUUGUUGGGAGUCUUUCUUUUCCUUCUUCUCCUCCACUUUUUAGUGUUUCUGAACAAGCAAACUGCUGCUUCGUUACCUCUGCUGCUUUUGGCGUUCCAGCAAACCAACAUGGUGGGUUUGCCUUUUCCUCCUGGUCUUGUAUCCAUCAUGGACACUGUCGGCCCAACAUGGCUGACAUCCGUCUUUUCUGGUAUCAUAAUGUCCAUAAUUGUUUAUAAACUAACAGGUUUUCUUAGCCUGUUGUGCUUCAAAGGAUAUGACAAACUCAGCAAAGCAGAACAAGUUGAAUGGAACAACCGGGGGUUCUCUACAUUUCACGCUCUUAUUGUAGCAUCAGCAUCUUUCUACCUCCUGCUGUUAUCAGGUCUUUUCGAUGAGGGUUCCCAGGAUGACUUAAUCAUUAAUAGAAACUCAAUUGUAUCAAACUCUGUAUUGGGGAUCUCUGUUGGCUACUUUCUGGCAGACAUGUCAAUGAUACUCCGGAAUUUCCCAGCUUUAGGUGGUCUGGAGUAUGUCCUGCACCACGGACUAUCAAUGUAUUCGAUAUUCCUCUCCCUCAUAAGUGGUCAAGCACAGAUUUACAUACUAAUGGUUCUCUUCUCUGAGGCAACAACUCCUUUUGUAAAUUUAAGAUGGUAUUUGGAUGUUGCUGGCAAGAAGAGCUCUAAAAUGUACGUCUGCAAUGGAAUUCUGUUGUUCCUGGGGUGGUUGGUUGCAAGGAUUCUUCUGUUCAUAUACUUCUUUACUCACAUGUUCAUCCACUUUGAUCAGGUGAAGAAAAUAUUUCCAUUGGGUUUCUAUAGCAUAAUUUCAGUGCCUCCUCUAUUGGCAGUGAUGAAUUUGGUUUGGUUUUGGAAGAUAGCAAAAGGUUUGAUCAAAACUCUUUCUAAAGCAAAAAGACAGUGAGUGAUUUUGUUCCAGUGGUGGCCUUGCACUUUAUUCAUUUAUAGAAAAAAAAAAAAUUUUGGAACAAUCAAUUACUGUGGAUGAUUAGUGCUCUGCUUUAUCAUUGUUGUUGUUGUUCUACCAAAUGUACAUUUCAUUUGAUUGUUA